AUGAGUUCUGAUAGGAGACCCAAUACCUCACGACCCAUGAUUAGAGGUCAACUCCUGGGAAAUCCAAACUCCUUAUAAAGUGAGCUUGACUUAGAAUAGAAAAUAAUAAUUAAUAGAUUGAUCAGAGAACUGCAGAAUGAUAACUCUGUAGACAUUGCAGCUGUGCUUAAAAAACCACACAUCCACAGAAUUUUUAAGGAAGAAUUUACACUCACAGAUAAGGAGAUAAGAGAUCUUGAGACUGUAAUAUCAAAAAAUUGUGAUGAAAUUGUUAACAACUUUGUAAAAACUGACUCAUUGAUACCAUUAAAAGGAAGUAAUUCACAGGCCAUUUAUUAAUAGUAUAAAUAACAACCGCUUAGUCUUUUGCAAAAAAAAGAAUUGGAUCAUUAUCUAGAGUUGGAUUACUCUAUUUAUCCAGCUUAACCUUGUGUUAGAUCAUUGUAUCUUGUUUCUAAGAUUGCUCAAAGUUAGCAAAUUAAAAUCCUUGUGCCACCUUCUAUUCUUAUUGGAUUUGGCGAUGAUAAUAGAAUGAUCUAUAAUGAUCCCUAAAAUGGCAAUUUGAUUGUUAAAAGUGGCUAUAUUUCUCCUAAAAUAAUUUAGCAGUUCAUAUAAAAACACAUGUCAUAUGAAUAAUCAGAAUAAAGGAUAGAAGAUAGAAUCCUUUUUCCUAAAUACGUAAUAAAGUUGGCCUCCAAAAAUCACAUUAAGAAUGAUAUUAGAAUAUACUAUAGCAAAGAUUCUUUAUUAGCUGAUUUAAUGAGUUAUUGGGGAGCUUAUGAUAUGGCAAUCUAGUAAUUUGUAAAAUAAAAGCAUCUUAGGCCUUCAAUAUAUAGAUACUAUAUGAAGAAUGGAAAUAUCUAUAAAGCAGUGUGCAUUUCAAAUCAAGAAAAUUUGACUAAGGAAACCAGGCUAUAUAAGACAAUAAUGGGUUUGGUUUAUGAUCAAUACUAAAAAACAAAGAAAAUAGUUAAUCCAAGGCCUAAAAGUAGUGUGGUAAGGAGAAGAGAUGCAUUUAUUGGGUUGAAACAAACUAAUAAUUAGAUCGAUUAAGUCUAGCGAGCUAUUAAAAGAAAAAUUUCUAUUGAUCGUAUUAUUAGUCAAGCUACUCAUGAAGACGCGUUAGAUGAGAAAGGAUUUCCAGUCUCAUUAUAAAAUUUCAGACUAACUGAAUUUCAUAACGAGAUUUAACAAGCAGUUAGUGUCAAUGACUUAAAAAAAUAUUUUUGCGUAACUGCAGAUAAUCUUGACAAUUUGACAAUGAUGAGCUGCAGACCAGGAGCUUAAUCAUAGGCAGAUAAAAUGACUAGUGAUUUGUUUAGAUUGUACUCAUAGUACUAUCUUAAAACUCAGAAAUUCGGAAACGUAAGUUAAUUUGUCUGUGAUUUCAUUGAAGCUGAGAAUGGUCUUACCUAUCUCUUGUAAGUAAAGAGCUUUGAAUGUGAAGGCCUUCUUCAUGAUUGGUAAGUUCCAUGGAGUCCCCAAAAGUCUAAAUUAUUAAACAGUUAGAGUCCAAAUAAUAAUGGUGUCACGAAAAUAGAAUGUGAUGUACCAUUGUAGGAAUCAUAAUGCUAGGCAAAAAUUUUAUGUGCUUCAAAAAAAAUUAAUCCUCAACUAAGAGACUUAUUUUGUGAAGUUUGUAAGGAAGUUGAUUUAUGGUAGUUUACUAAUAGAAAAGGUUUGGUACCAAGAGUUUAAUAAAGAAUAAUAGACAAAUAUCAUAAGGAGUUAAACCAAGGAAAAGAAGGAUUUCUACUGCAGUCAGAAAAGGCUAAAAUCAGUCCUUUAUUCCCAUUAACUACUUUUCCUGAGGAAUUUAAAUAAAACAAUACUAUAGCUUAAUCACCAACAAGAAUUAAAAAUUCUAUAAUCAUGAAAAAACAGAUAUCUACAUAAUCAAGAGAAUCUGAAAACUAGUAAUUAGAGGAUUUGAAUCAUGAUCAAGAAAGUUAAAAAAUCGAGUCACCCUGCUGUUUUGCAUGUGCAAAGGUUUUGGAACUAUUCCAAGCGAGAUACUUCAGCUUAGUUUUUAAGACAGAUAAUACAGUUGAGAAUCUGAGAAAACUAAAGUCGAAGCUAGGAGAUGAAUGGAAUCUAAAAGAUUUAAAGUUUCUUGUUGGGAUAUAUAAAGAAUCAAAGAAUAGCUUGUUCAUUAUUUCUGACAUAUUUAAGUUGGAGAAGAAAAGAUAAAGAAAAAUGCUUAAGCAAAGAUAAAAGACUCCAGAUUCAGUAGUUGAAAAGUCACUAAAGAGAUACACCCUUCAAUCAUACUCAAAUCAAUUAAACAAUUCUAAUAGAGAAAGCUUAGGAUCCAGGUAGGGAGCUAGAACAACUAAUUCUUUGAGAAGAUCAAUGCAUCGAAAGAAUGAAAUUUAAGAUAUGGAUAAUUAUAGGGAAAGUGAUGGGUUUAGUAGAAAUUUAAUAAUACCAAACACCUCAAGAACAUUAAUAAGAGAGAACAGCUAAAAUGAUAGUCUCUAACCUAAAAGGCUAAUGAGUGCAAGAGGGACCGUUUAACCUCUAAUCAUGUCCAAAGAGGGGUUAAAUGCACAAAAAUCAACUAUUGAUGAGAGUUAAAGCUCCAACAAUAAAGGAGGCUAGGGUUCCUAGAAAUAAUUGAAUAUAAUUACCCAACAUUUAUAAAGCUUUCGAGAGAAAAAGAAGUCUGAAAGUCUUAUUAAUGUGAAGGAGAUUUUGAAAUAAAGAGAGCAAUUAAGCAUAAAAAUAAACCAGUAAUUAGAAACUAUUGAAAGCGCAUAUCAAGAUUUUAAACCAUAAAAAUUAAAAGUAAAGAUCGUUGAAUCACAUAACAAUUCAGAGAUAAGUGAAACUCAUAAGGAUCCAAAUGAUCGAGAAAUAAAAAACAUGUCUCAUCGUUAUAGUUUAAGAUUGACAACAGAUUCAGCAUCAAAGAUCUUAGAGUAAAAAACUCGAAAUAUGCCAUCAGCAUUCCUUGUACAUUAAAAAGCUUAAAACAAAAUCAAUUAAACCUUGAAGAACUAUAUCAAUACUUCUACCAUAGAUUAAGACAAGGAUGGUAAGUUGUUCUUUAAUAUAUAGGAUAACAGAAGUUAACUCAAAACCCAUAGAGGCUUCAAUGUUUAACAAACUUAAAAAAAAUAAAUGAAAAAUGAACGCUCCUAAGAUAAAGUAAUUAAUAGCUACUUUGAGAAUAAAAGGAUAAUGGAUAAGAGUGCGAGCAGACAACCGGAACUAAAACAGAAAAAUUCUUUAAAAGAACUUUAGAGAGAACUAAGUAUGAGCAACUUGGUUGUUAUAUGA
This is a messenger RNA of Stylonychia lemnae, 3282 nucleotides long. NCBI's taxonomy places the organism in Eukaryota, Ciliophora, Spirotrichea, Sporadotrichida, Oxytrichidae. The record is from the annotation of a GenBank genome assembly.